AUGAACUAUAAUCCUGAGGAAGCGGCCAAAACGCUGCGAUGGAUUCGUUUGCUCCCCCAACCGGUAGAUGCGUCCAGCAUGCUGGUGACCGCAGCCAAUAAAAUCCCGAAACACAUCGAAUCCGUGGAUGCGGAACAGUAUGCUUCCUAUCUCAGUGAUGGUCUGGCAUUGGGCUAUCUAAUGUCGGCUCUCGAUCCGGGCAUGUUGGCCAAACUGCAAGCGAUGAAAACGUNAACGUGGCAAAAACCAUUCUUCCCAUAUAUGGAACAAGUGUUGCAGACCAAACGAAUCGAAGUCUUUCUCCAAUACGCCAAAGCAGUCGGUGUGGAUCCGGCUCUGCUGUUCACACCAGAAGAUUUGCGUUCGAGACGAAAUAUUGGCAAAGUGGUAAGCUGUAUCACAGAUCUGGGCAUACUGACUCAAAACAAACGAGGAUACAACGGACCGGAUGAUUUUUGGCCAUAUAAAUGA
Echinostoma caproni is the source of this 471-nucleotide messenger RNA. The record is from the annotation of a GenBank genome assembly. NCBI's taxonomy places the organism in Eukaryota, Metazoa, Platyhelminthes, Trematoda, Plagiorchiida, Echinostomatidae.